UAAAAUAUAUCUUAAGGUAUAAAUCGGUAUAAUAAUUAAAUUCUUAAAAAAUGUUUUAUAAAACAAAAUUCGUUUUAUUAAUUUUCGUGUAUGGUUUUUUUUUUGAAAAUGUUUUUGGAAAUGUACUUGUAAUUGGCCAAGGAGAAUAUAUAGAUAUUUUUGAGUCUUUAUAUCAUAAUCACUUUGUGCUUGAUGCUAAAUUUAUUAAGAAAGAUAGUUGUAUAUAUGGCGUAAGGGAGUUUGUAAGGUGCAAGGCUUUAGAAAUGACUUUUGUAAACGAAGCAAACAUUUUUGCAGAAAUUCGUUUGCGUUAUGAUGAUUACCGUGGUACUUCAAUUAAAAAAAAAGACAUUAUAGAUAUUAUAAUCACUUUUGGAAAUCAAAACAUUAUUUUAACUUACAAAAAUGAACAUAAGUUCUUAUACAAUGCAAAUGGUUUUAAUGCAUUGCAGACAUCUCUUGAAAAUAUAAACAAAAACAUUUAUUUCAAAGUAGUUAAAAUCUAUAAUAGUAAUUUCCCUAUUAAUGGAAAUUUAGUGAAUAAUACGGUUUAUGAUGAAGAAAUCAGAAAUCAACUUUCAAAUGUCGAAAAUUUGUUUUUAUGGAAAUACGCCAAAGAGGAUCUUGUUUCAAUUUUAUAUCCUUCAUGUCCUAAUAUAACACUUGAACAUUUAAUAAAUAAUUCAACAACAUAUCGAAAAACUAUUGAAAAAACCUUAAUUACGGCAAUAGAUAUCAUGAAACAUCGAACUGCUAGAUAUGCGUGUUUACUAGUCGUAUAUGCAUAUGAAGCACUACGUAUUAAUGAAGCACUAACAGGAAAUUGGGAAAAAGUAAUACAAUAUUUAGAAAAAUUGGGUAAAGCAGAGAAAUAUUUGGAAGGCUGUCACAAAAAAAGUUCUUUUUCUAUAAACAUAUCAUAUGCAUUGAGUCUAAUGGAUUUUACGUUCUAUAGCACUCAAAAAUUGUUUAAUUUGAAUCAAUUGGUCACAAAAUUCGUAAAAUAUACUGUAAGGUCUAGGAUAAUUAAUGAAGAAGAUUUAAUUAAGGCUGAUGAAUCAAAAUCGAACGAAACGAAUACACACAUAUUAACAGAAGACAUAUUAAUAGAUUUAUUUAUAGGAUUUCCCAAACCUCUACAAAAUCACGACUUCGCAUACGAUUUUGAUGUCAUACCAUUUUCACUUGAUGAUAUAAAUGAAAAAUUGUUUAUAAUUUUUGAACUUAUUGACACAGAGUACGAAAAAUGUCCUGAAGAAAAUUAAUAACUUUUGAUCACUUUGUUUAUAAAGGUUGAUUUUUUUAUCAUAACUCACUCAAUUACUUGCAGAAUAUAAAUAAUUUAAACGUUUUUUUUAUUUGGUUUUCUUUGGUUACACAUUAUUCUUGAAUUAUUAACUAUUUAAAACUUAUGAAGUUCAUCCUUAUGCCUUGUUAGGGUGUUAACUUUAUUUUUUUUAAUAGGAACACAUAUUUUGAAUUUAAUAAAAUGUUUGAGUUUUUAAUUUAAUUAUAAAUGGCAUUUGAAUUUAAAAUAUAACUUUAUUCUUUUUUUUUUUU
Molecule: messenger RNA, 1560 nt
Organism: Daktulosphaira vitifoliae (grape phylloxera)
Lineage: Eukaryota; Metazoa; Arthropoda; Insecta; Hemiptera; Phylloxeridae
Exons: 9
Coding region: 51-1265 (404 amino acids)
Source: RefSeq, a predicted model, not a curated record